CGCGGCCGAGGUAGGGCUUGACAGACAUCGAAGACCAGGCUAUUGUCCACGCAGAGAAGAGAUACUCUACGCGUGUGGUCUUCUUGAGGGCUUGGUUGGCUUCAAGAGGGAAAACAGCAAGAAGCGUGGUGUUGGUAGUGGUCGGUGGCUCGGAGAGAGAGUGGAAGAGCAAGGCUACGACCGAGCGACCGAGUACGGGUGCUGGCGAUCAGAGGUUGUGAGCUGGUGUGUGGAAUAUAGAGAGCGACAGUUAGUUCAAGAUGGCUGAUGUGGUGGCACGAUCAGAGGCGCUGCUGCGGGAUCCGGCCGAGGCGUGGAGGGAGCUGUGGCGGGUGGUGUCGGGUGCGCUCAACGGGGUGCAGCAGGUUGUGAUUGUCGACGGCGAUCAGCAGACCUUUGUGCUCGACGAGAUUGUGGAGAGCAGUGGACGAGUGGGCAACAAGUAUCAGAUGGCCGGUACGGUUCUGGUGGUGUGCAUCAUGCGUGGGCAUCUCAACAAGCCCGACAUGGAGGAGGCGAUGCGGCUGGCAGAGGCCUCGCCGUGGAUGUGGAUUGUGCCGACGCUGGGACGGACCAAGGACGCGGCUGAUGUGGAGGUCUCAUGCCAAGCGGUGCAUCUGCACUAUCAGCUGCCACUGGAGGUCACCUUUGUGGUUGCCUCGCAGGACGGGUUCGCCUCGGAGCUCGUGGCGCAUCUCCGGACGCUGGGGCGCGAGGUCGAGCUCGUUCUCGAGUGGACCCAAGCGCUGCUGCAGCAGCCUGUGCCCAAGCCUGGGCCAAGCCGCAAGAAAGGCAGGGUUGACGCCUCGGUGCUCUCUGCGCGGCACAUUGUCAAACUGGUGAGCGAGGUGGGGUGCGACGGGGUGGCAUCAGUGGUAGCCAUGGGUUCCGGGCUCAAGCAGUGGUGCCCGGAGGGCUACACAUCCAAGAUGUUCCGGCGGCUGCUGAAGGAUGCGCUUGAGCUGGGGUGGGUGCAGCGGACAAGCAGCGGAAGCGAAGCGUACUUUGUGAGCUCGGACGGGAUGAGCCAGCUCGAAUCUGCGACCACUGAGGCGCAGAGGCGGGACCACAUCAAACUGGUGGCUGAGUUGAUGGAGCGCGAGGCCGACGCGUCGGGCGUGGUCUUGCUUGCGCGGCUGGGCGAGUGCGUCAAGGAACGGAUGUCGCAGGACUUGCCGGGCGCCGUCUACUCGAAAGCGUAUUUUCGGCUCAUGCUCACCGACGUGCUGGCAACGGGCGAGUACUGGCAGAUCGGCGAGGGUGCCCGAGUCGGGCUCUCGACCUCGAAGUACGCCGUUGAUCAGCAGUCAAGACCGAGCCUGUUGUACGCCCCGUCUUCCUCGCCGUGGAUGAUGAACGCCGGCGAGCGGCCAUCGACGCCGAGGAUGGAGCGGGUUCAGGUCAACGUCAUCGCGCGUUCGCCGCGCGAGGCGCGGCAGGCACCGACGCUGGAGGCUAUCAUCAGCUAUCUCGAGCGUGGUGGGUAUACUACGCCGGCCACCGCCGUCGAAAUUGCCUCGCUCGGCCAGCUGCCGGUGUGGAAGGAGCGCGACCGCGGCGCAGGCUUUGGCAAGAUGGCACGGUUUCUCACUGCCGCGAUGGCCAAGAACGCAGGCGUUGUUGUCGACGACACUGAGAUGGUAUAUCUGAAGAUGGAGCAAGGUGCGUCUGGCCGCGAGUCGCCGCUCCGCACUCCGGGCACGCCGUACUCGACCGACUCAGGCGGGUCAAGCCCAUGGAACUCGCGCCAGUGACGGCGAACAGGUGGGAGGAGAGCUCAUUAGACGAAGCAGCAAUACUGCAAGCUGGUUGCUGACCGGGUGGUCAAUGCAGCCGGAUAACGGUCAGCUUGCAGUGUUGCCGCUACGUCUGGUAGUCGAUCGCAGUUUGCUGGCGAUGGACAUUGAUGAUCUUGUAGCGAUGCUGGUGAACGGCCCAGGAUGACUGAGAGCAGAAGUGUUUUCUUGGAGGCGAUGGAGGACGGCUUCCAUCGAACAACGCUGUUGCCGUCAAAAAGCCGACCGUGGCGGGCAGAGGUAAAGGUGGUAGACAAG
Messenger RNA from Thecamonas trahens ATCC 50062, 2054 nucleotides. RefSeq lists its product as uncharacterized. The record is from RefSeq and is a predicted model, not a curated record. The transcript has a single exon. Lineage: Eukaryota; Apusomonadida; Apusomonadidae. Bases 261 to 1754 code for a protein of 497 amino acids.